GGAGCCCGUCAGGGGCAGAGCGGCGCCAUGGAGCUGCGCCGGACGGUCCAGCUCUGCCGCUUCCACCUGCUUCUGCUGCAAUGCAAGAAGGACCCCUGGCUGCUCUCAGCCCCCCACAGCCGGCACCGCUCCAGAGCCCAGCCCCCCAGCUCUCCAACCCGGCGGGGACUGCUGAAGAGGAUGUUCCUUGGAGUGGCUUUGGGGGUCCCGCUGGUCGGUGGGGUCCGGUACGCCCUGGCUGAGAAGCAGGAACGCCGGAAGAUGAGGCUGCUGAUGGAUGGUGUGGGACGCUUUGUCAGGUCCGUGGGGCUGGGAAUGCAGAUCUCCCUGGAUUACUGGUGGACGGACCACGUCUUGCUGAGGGGACUAGAUGAGAACAGCCCGGAGUUUAAGGCCAUUGUGUCCAAGUGCCACCAGCGGGCAGCCGAUACCAUCGUCUAUGGGGCCAUUCAGAACGGCGGUCUCUACAUCAAGCUGGGCCAGGGCUUGUGUGCCUUCAACCACCUCCUGCCUCCCGAGUACAUCAGCACCCUGCGAGUCCUGGAGGACCGGGCUCUCAAGCGUGGCUACAUGGAGGUGGACGAGCUCUUCUUGGAGGACUUCAACGCCAGGCCCGACCAGCUCUUCCUGGAGUUUGACUACCAGCCGAUUGCCGCUGCCAGCCUAGCCCAGGUGCAUCGAGCCCGGCUGCAAGAUGGCACCCCAGUGGCUAUAAAGGUCCAGUACAUCGACUUGAGGGACCGGUUCAAUGCCGACAUCCGGACUCUGGAACUCCUGCUACAGAUUAUAGAGAUGAUGCACCCAAGUUUUGGGUUCAGUUGGGUCUUGAAGGACAUGAAGGGGACCCUGGCCCAGGAGCUGGACUUCGAGAACGAGGCACGCAACGGCGAACGCUGCGCCCGCGAGCUGGAGCACUUCAGCUUUGUGGUGGUUCCUCGGGUGUACUGGGACAAGAGCAGUAAGCGGGUCCUGACGGCUGAUUUCUACGAAGGCUGCAAAAUCAACGACGUGGACGGGAUCCGGCGGCAAGGUCUCCACGUCAAGGACGCAGCCUCCAAGUUGAUCCAGGUGUUCGCGGAGCAGAUCUUCUUCACGGGAUUCAUCCACGCAGACCCUCACCCAGGAAACGUUCUGGUGCGGAAAGGCCCGGAUGGGAAGGCCCAACUCAUCCUCCUCGACCACGGCCUCUACGAGUUUCUCCGUGAAAGAGACCGUGAGGCGCUGUGCAAACUCUGGCGAGCCAUCGUUGUGCGGGAUGACACAGCCAUGCGGACGCACUCCAGGCAGCUGGGCGUGAAAGCCGAGGACUACUUCCUGUUCUGUGAGAUUCUGCUGCAGCGGCCCAUCAACAUGUCGCAGCUGGCCAUGUCGAACGUGCUGACGCGGGAAGAGGCGGCCUACAUGCAGGAAAUGGCCAAGAACCGCUUCGACAACAUCAUGCAGGUGCUGAAGGACCUCCCGCGCUCCAUGCUGCUCGUCUUCCGCAACGUCAACACCGUCCGGGGCAUCAAUGUGGCCUUAGGGGCCCCCGUGGACCGCUACUACAUCAUGGCCAAAAGUGCGGUGAAGUGCUGGAGCCGAAGCAUCGCCAGGAAACAACUCGGCCUCAGCAGCCUCUUCUUCGUCCGCUGGAUCCGCACUGCCUGGGAAAGCCUCAAGUUUGAGUUUGCACUCUGGCUGCAGAUAGCCUCCAUGAGGCUGACUACCUCACUCCUGCGCUUCUUGGUUUUCGCCGGCUUUCUGGAAGAGGGAGAGGAACAGGAGCAGAUCUACCAGUACCUGCAGGCGUAGCCGGCCCAGCUGGGGGCCCAGAACCUCACCGACAGGACCGGCUGAGGGGAGGGCCUUCCCAGCUAGGAACGGCAAAAGGACCUCCUACCGGGAAAAAUAAAAUCCUAGUCGCUUUUGA
Molecule: messenger RNA, 1909 nt
Organism: Heteronotia binoei (common prickly gecko)
Lineage: Eukaryota; Metazoa; Chordata; Lepidosauria; Squamata; Gekkonidae
Gene: ADCK5
Product: aarF domain containing kinase 5
Exons: 15
Coding region: 28-1791 (587 amino acids)
Source: RefSeq, a predicted model, not a curated record